UUUUUUAUUUUCUUUUUGUUUUCACUUAUUUGACAACUUUUUUUCUAUCUAUUAUAAUAAUGCAAUCCAGACUCACCAUUUUACUCUUAAGUGCUUGUAUUGUUUUAUUCAGUCAAGUCCAAGCUGCCUGUCUUUGUGAUGCUAGUGAUACUACUUGUCUCCAAAAGUGUGUCAACGAUGGUCAAGCCUGUGUUACUGGAUGUAGUGGUGACAAUGCUUGUUACGAUCAAUGUAUUGCCAACUUCUGGCCUGGUCAAACUGUUGCAAGCUCCACUGGUGUAACCUCUGCCGUUGCUGCUACUUCUACUACUGCUGCCAGUGUUGCUGCUACCACCAGUGUUGCCGCCUCUACUAGUGCUCCCGUUGCUCAACAAAGCUCUGUUGCCCAAUCUGCUUCUUCUGUUCUUGCCUCUGUUGCUUCUUCAGCCAGUGCAGUUGUCAGUUCUGCCUCUUCUAGUCUUGGUGCAGCUGCUUCAUCUGCAGCCUCUUUCACUCCUACACCACCUAGUACAUCAUCUGCACCUUCUACCACCAGUGGAGGUCAAUCUACAUACCUCAUUCCUGCUGUUGCGAUUGGUGUUGCAUCUGUUACUGUUAUUACCCAAUUCUUCUUUUUAGCUCGUAUGGGAUCAGUUCUUUUCAACUAAAUAUUUUAUAUCAUUAGCCCCCCCUUCUUUCACCCUUAUUAUUUAAUCCCUUAUAUCAGUAGUAAAAAUUGCAUAAUUUUUUUUUUCCUUCUAAAUAUUACAUAAAUCUAACAGAUAAUACAUUUAU
Molecule: messenger RNA, 774 nt
Organism: Mucor mucedo
Lineage: Eukaryota; Fungi; Mucoromycota; Mucoromycetes; Mucorales; Mucoraceae
Exons: 2
Coding region: 60-647 (195 amino acids)
Source: RefSeq, a predicted model, not a curated record